Molecule: messenger RNA, 813 nt
Organism: Rotaria sp. Silwood2
Lineage: Eukaryota; Metazoa; Rotifera; Eurotatoria; Philodinida; Philodinidae
Source: the annotation of a GenBank genome assembly
AUGGAUUUUUCCAUCAUGGUGAACCAACAAAUAAUGUUAACAGCAAUUCUGGUGAGCCGUUUACAUUGUUUUCGGCUCCAAUGGCUGAGGAGAACAUUACAUUUCGGAAGUAGUGGACUAUCUAUACGAGGCGAUAGUGAUCUUGAAACUGUUCUGAAAGGUUUACGAAAAGCUAUUAUUGAAGGUUAUCAUGUUAAUUUGGUCCAUCUUCUUCUUCCUCGAGACAACAAAAAAUAUAGUCGUAAUGAUAAAAAUCUUACUAUUCUUGAAUAUAUAUUAGCUUUUACACGUUAUUUAAAUAUCAUCUGUGAAGCUUUUCCUCAACGACGUCGUGAACUAACAGCUUAUUUAUGUGAUGUAAUACGUUUAUCUUCUCGAUUCUGUCAUCCCUUUUUCUAUCAUCACCACCGUUUAUUUGCUCAAAAAGCUGAAACUCUAUUGCAAACACGCAACAUUCUGAUCGAUUGGUUCAAAAGAGAUCAUGAUAUUUAUCUUAAUGUCUUCUCUGGAUACGACCAAUUGUUUGUGAUUUAUGUCGAAGUCCAGAACACUAUAUCUUUUUGUAAAAAAAUACUCAAUCGGAAUGAUUUAAUUGAAAAAAUGUUAUCGGAAAAUCACGAUCGUUUUACAUCUACAACAUCAUCGAAAGUUUCUUUUCUUCAAGGUUUAGAUAAUGAUGAUAUUAAGCAAGGUUUGGGCCCUAUUUGUAAAUUUUAUCAUGCAGCCGGUUUCGAAAAAUGUAUUCAACCGAAUUGUCGUUUUCUUCAUUUAUGUUCUCAUUGUCGAGGUACAAACCCCAAAAAACUGGUGUAA